Molecule: messenger RNA, 663 nt
Organism: Sungouiella intermedia
Lineage: Eukaryota; Fungi; Ascomycota; Pichiomycetes; Serinales; Metschnikowiaceae
Source: the annotation of a GenBank genome assembly
AUGUUCGCCAGAGUCCCCUUGAGAGGUGCAAGACACUUUUCUUCGGCACUCCCAAGGUUCUCCUUCAUAGGGAAAGCUCCUGUGCGGUUAUCUGAGGGCGUGGAAUGCUUUACCGAGGAGAUUCCCUUUGAAUUCUGUAAGUCCUUCACCAAAGGUAAAGACACCAUCACUUUGAAUAAACAGAUCGUGGUUAAAGGUCCCAAAGGUGUGAUGAAAUUGGCUGUUCCGGAGUUCGUAUCUAUUGCCAAGGACCACGACCAGGUCACCGUGAGCGUUGCUAAUCCAGAAGAUAAGAUCCAGAGAUCGUUGUGGGGAACAUCGAGAGCUUUGAUCCAGAACCACGUCAUUGGUACAUCCGAGGGACACUUGGCGGUUGUUAAAUUUGUCGGUACCGGUUACAGAGCUUCCAUUGAAAAAGAUGGUGAAGAUUCCUAUGUUGCAUUGAAGGUUGGCUAUCCAUAUACUCCACGGUUGAAGGUCCCCGAGGGCGUGACCGUGACGUCGCCCAACCCAACCAGACUCUUAAUUGAAGGUGUAGACAAGCAGCAAGUGACACUUUUCGCUGCCAGAAUCAGAGAGUACAGAAAACCAGAACCUUACAAGGGUAAGGGUAUUUUCGUUGGCGAUGAGACCAUCAAGUUGAAGCAGAAGAAAAUCAAGUAG